Molecule: messenger RNA, 664 nt
Organism: Drosophila persimilis
Lineage: Eukaryota; Metazoa; Arthropoda; Insecta; Diptera; Drosophilidae
Exons: 1
Coding region: 17-514 (165 amino acids)
Source: RefSeq, a predicted model, not a curated record
UUUGGCGUUGCUCAAGAUGUUUCUCAACACGAAUGCAGUUGAUAUGAACAUGUUUCUCAUGGCCGACGACGUGUACAACUUGGUUGAGAUCUUCAAUGAGGCAGCCAGCCUGGAGGCCAGGAUUAUCAAAGGCGUCGAGGCUAUGCUCGUCGUCUGUGACGUGGCGGUUUCCGUGCUGGUGCUCAUCACAUUGACUCUUAAUUUCUAUAAAAUAUUGCGUCGGAAUUUUGUGAAAAGUGGGAGCUCGGAUCCUCCACAAAAACAAGCGAUGGAUCGAGGCAGCAAAGAAAACUUCUGGGACCCCGAAGAGGAAGUCCAGGAUAUCCAGGACCAGACAGUACGGAUACCCAGAAACAGUGAAUCGGAGAGCAAGAGCACUGAUGACGAGGUCACCGUGAUGUCACCGGAAGAGGAAAACUACUCCGCCAAUAUGAUCGGAACGCCAGAGUGGGCUGCCAAGUAUUUGGCCACCGGCGGACCGGGACACAGCCAGCUUCAACCAAGGUGCAUUUAGCAGAUACCUCCCCGUAUCCCUCAAUUUAUUGAGGCCCCAUGAUAGGCUUACGGCUGUGAUGCAAUUCGGAUGCUCAAAACGAAUUUAAUCCCAUAUCUUACCAAUCGAAUUAUCCCAAAUAAUAGGAAAUAAAUAAUAAUAAUGGGUAAA